Molecule: messenger RNA, 1890 nt
Organism: Salvia splendens (bonfire salvia)
Lineage: Eukaryota; Viridiplantae; Streptophyta; Magnoliopsida; Lamiales; Lamiaceae
Exons: 2
Coding region: 479-1654 (391 amino acids)
Source: RefSeq, a predicted model, not a curated record
GAAAGACUACUCUCCCCUACCUUACAUUGUUUUCUUCUCUCUUCUCCUUCUCUUGCCUUGCAUUUUGUUUUCUCUCACACUAGGGGUUUUCUCGCAUUUCUACGGAAUUUCAGAUUCAACGUCCUACUUUGCUGGAUCGUUGAUUCACAAGUCGCUGCAGAUAGUCAGACUGCUUGAUCUUUAAAGAUUACCUUUUGGACUUGUGGAUUUAAACUGAGUAGCGGAGGAAGUUGGAACAUAUUUUUUGCCUGAGGUCAUUAAGCAACUUUUGUUGCUAUAUUCUGUUCUUUGCUUGAGUUGCAUUUAAUCUAUCUCUAACCUGGACGUAUAUGAUCUUUUUGGAGUCAAUUGGAGUGUUCAACUAUUUCUCUCAGGUAUUUUUGGCUUGUUUGCUGGUCCUGUGGAAUACCUUACUGAAUAGAAGAUUUUAUUGUGUCCAUGCUGGCGGAGAGCAUGCGUGGAAUCUGUGGUUUGGGUAAUGCCCCAGUCGAGAUUAGUCGCUGAUGCACUUGGUGUGGUGACGAUUUGUCUUGUUACUGUAUUGGUUGUUCUGGGGUUGUUCUGUAUCAUAUAUUCAUUUUACUUCCGCAGUCGGAUCCUCGGGCAAGGUUUCAGUCAGCUUAGUUAUUUUAGUGGUCCUUGGAUAAUCAGAAUCACAUACAUCUUCUUUGCAGUUUGGUUGGGCGUUGGUGAAAUUAUACGGUUGAAUUUGUUGAGGCACCACGGAAGAGUAUUGGAUGGUCUCACUUUGGAAUGGCAGGAAAAAGUCUGCAAAGGAUACAUCAUUUCGAACCUGGGAUUCGCAGAACCAUGCCUGUUUCUCACACUCAUUUUUCUUCUCCGUGCAUCUCUACAAAGGUCUGGAACGUUAGGUCACAAGUGGAAUGUGAAAACGGCCAGUUUUGUUCUUGUUUAUUGCAUUCCAUUGUUCAUUCUUCAGCUAGUAGUUAUCUUAAUUGGACCAAAGUAUAAGAAGGACCAUAAUCCGAAACUGCGUUCUUAUUUCAUCAGAGCAGCUUCUUCCGAUGCAAAUCAUGAUACUGCCUUCUGCACUUACCCUCUAUUCAGUACCAUCUUUCUCGGUGUUUUUGCUACCAUCGUAACUGUCUACUUGUUUUGGCUUGGUAGGAGAAUUCUUCAUUUGGUGAUCAAUAAGGGUUUGCAGAAGAGAGUGUACACGUUGAUCUUUUUUAUCUCUAGUUUUUUCCCGUUAAGAGUUGUUCUGCUUGGUUUGUCGGUCCUAGCUGAUCCAGGAACACCUUUGUUUGAUGUCAUAGUAUUCCUGUCUUUCAUUUCCCUUUUAUGUUGUGCAGGGGUGGGUAUGUGCAUGCUUGCAUACCUUCCUAUAUCAGAUUCUUUAUCUUUGAGGAGUCUGCAAAUAGAUACAGAAGCUAGGAGGAGGUGGGCUGGUAAUGAGUGUAACGAUACGAGUUCGUUAAUUGCUUAUCAGAGCCCAGUUGAAGGAAGUCUUGUAAGUAGAAAUUCAUCUGCCUCAGGAAAACGUGGAUCGAUUUCUUUCCAUGCUAGUGAGAAAGAUGAAACCUCUGGAGCAGCUUUUGUGGAACUAAGCCUAUUCAAUCCUAGCCAGCAUUCAAGUCCACCUGGGUCGCCUAGACUUGUCGGGUGGUCUAUGGUGGUUCCCGCACAAGGUUAAGUUAGCUGCAGAGAGGCCGGGCCAGGGUGCCAAACAUUUUUGCGCUCAACUCAGAACUCAGUACUGUCUGUAAAGGAUUUAGCUGUUUAAUAAUGAUUGCUAAUUUUGCUGCUUUCUGGUUUUGAGAUAGUUGUUUGCUUUUUUUUGUAUUUUAUCCACCGUAUUUUUCUUGGUGGCGCUGUUAAUCUGUAUCUCUUCAAGUUUGGUUGGUUAUGACGAUUUCACAGCUUUACUAA